Molecule: messenger RNA, 1636 nt
Organism: Caenorhabditis elegans
Lineage: Eukaryota; Metazoa; Nematoda; Chromadorea; Rhabditida; Rhabditidae
Gene: F20C5.11
Exons: 8
Coding region: 426-1391 (321 amino acids)
Source: RefSeq, marked reviewed
GUGGCAACUCCUGGCUGUCGACGGCCUAUGUCAAUGUGUGAGCGGAUGCUCGUGGAAACAGCUCGAGAACAAUUCGGUGCUCAGAGGAGGCCUCCUAUAUCAGGUUCAGGAUCGUUUGUCGAGGCGACAAUUCCCGAGGAGACAAUCCGAUUCUGUGGGGAGAACGUUGUCGUUUUCAGUGCUCUGGAACGAUUUGUUCCAGAGGUGACUGACUCGGAUCCGUCCACUUUUUCAAACUCAAUGAUGAUGUCAGCACGUCGUCCAUCAAUCGAGAAUCUGACAAUCGACGCGUCGAAGGUUCUCGUUCCAAUUCUGAACCAAUCGACUAUGAUAUUAAAAAAUUCAAAAAACGGUCAAGCCCGCAACGACACAAUGCCACCGAACGGUUCGAUGAGAAGAAGCCAGAAUUAGAAAAUAAUGAAACGAUGAAUGAGUUAGAAUAUGUUGAUUAUCUUAUUAAUAAAACAGAAGAAAUGACUAGAAAAUUGAAUGAAUCUACUGAUUCUGAUGACUACCGUAAUCCAUUGUCAUCUGGGCGUGGUUCUAUGACGUCAUCAUCAAUCAAUGAACCACGAAUGUUUAUUUCAACAAUGUCGACACCAAGAAGAACUCCAUCUAGAAUUCCAGCUUUAAUGACUAAAAGCUUGCAUGCUCCAAGAUCCUUGUCAACCCCUCAACGUGGUGCAACAGUCUACGGUUCGGGAGAGCAGCUUUGUGCUGAAAAUUCUGGAGUUGGAUUUUCAAGUAACCGGAGAAUCGAGACGGAAAUGCUUUUAAGUAGAAGUCAAGAGAAGAGAAAACAGAGGGCAAGUAGUUAUGAUCCAAGAUGUCUUCUUGCUCUUCACUCAUCUCCAUUCCGUCUGUCAACAUCUGCAUCAGCCACUUCUUCAUCUCAACACCAAAGAUUGUUGACGUCAUCAUCAAUCCACGUUGCAUCCUCAUACUCUCGACUUCUGCCUCGACGCCCUCAAUGGGUUCGUAGUCAACCAUCAAGUUCAGUCCAACUUGCUGAAUCGACAGUAUCAUUGGAUUCUUUUGAAUUGAUGAAUACUAAAUCCAAUUUCUAUUUGGAUUCCGAUGAGUCUUCUUCUGAUGAUUCCGAUGCUGAAUUUGGUGCUGAGUGUUCUGUUGAUGGUGUUGUUGAAACACCGAGAACACGUCGAAAGUUGAUUUCAGUUAGAAGGUUGAAAGACAGAAAUCGAAAGAAAUUCAAAUGUUCCAUGAAACGUCUACAUCCACCAACUUCACCAUCAAAAAUCUCAAAAAGUGCUUCAAGUUCAUCCGAUCUUACCUCAUUCUUCUGUAUCUCUUCACCAUAUUUCUACCUCCUCAUCGCAUUCCUAUUCCGAUUUCUUAUAUUUUUAUCAGAUACUUUUCUGCCGAUCUUCUGAUCUUUAAAACCUAAUUCGAAAUUUCGAAUUUAGUCGUCGUUGCGGGCUUUUUCAGGCCUUCUUGUAGUCUCGAACAGUUUUUUAAUAAGAAAAUAUCACUAUUGAUACGGUUACCUUUCACAUUAUUAGUGCUGAUUGAAACCAAACUUUUGAACAUUGUCAGAAAUACUGUUUCCCUUUUCUGUGUGAUUUUUUAUGUCUCUGGGAUUUUUCAAAUAAUAAAUAAUAAACGAUAUUCUCGUACA